This is a messenger RNA of Verticillium dahliae VdLs.17, 693 nucleotides long. RefSeq lists its product as uncharacterized. The coding region runs from base 1 to 693 and encodes 230 amino acids. The transcript is spliced from 2 exons. NCBI's taxonomy places the organism in Eukaryota, Fungi, Ascomycota, Sordariomycetes, Glomerellales, Plectosphaerellaceae. The record is from RefSeq and is a predicted model, not a curated record.
AUGCAGACUGCCCCCACCACGGCGCGCGGCAUCAAGCCCGGCGGCCUCUCCUCCUCGAAAUGGGCUUCCACGACCUCCCCCGCCUGGUCCUCCCGCGGCACCCCGACCUACACCCCCCGCAGCGGCGGCGGCAGCAGCAGCAUCGCCGUCGGUCCCCGCGAGACAUCCGCCAUAACCCCGGCCACGCAAUGGUGGGAGACGCCCAACCCAGCGCCCAAGCUGCGCGACCCGGCCGCCGAGACGUCCGCGGCAGCAGCACCGUCACCAGCGCCGCCGCCCCCGCUGUCGGCCGCCCAGCGCGAGCUCCGCCGCUACGUCCAGAUUGUGCGCCGCAUGAAGUGGAAGCUGCCCUACCUGCAGGACGGCUACCGCCGCGCCCUGACGCGCGAGGACGACGCCGAGCUCAUGUUCAAGCUCGACUUUUACGAGUACUACAUGCUCCUCGAGCGCGCCCUCGUCCACCUCCUCGGCGUCUUUGGCCGCGCCGUCGAGCGCGGGCCCGCCCCCGUUCCUGCCUCUGCGAAUGGCGCCGCCGCGGGCGCCGCCGCCAAUGGCACGCACCGCUACCACCAGAACGUGCUCGCCGCGCUCGAGAGGGCCGACAAUCCGCUGCGCGCCGCGCUGGGGACCGGCGACGUCCGGGUCUUCCUCGGCCGGGCGAAGGAGCUGAGGAAUCGCAGCCCCCAUCACUAA